AGUGAAAAGUAAAGUAAAACAGGAGAAAGAGAGAGUUCGUAAAAAAGAGCAGAUUUGGACUACCAUUCUGGAAUCGGUCGCCGGAGUUGGACACCCGGUCGAGGCCUGAACCAUCGGAGGUGGUUGGACAGGGCAAUCAUGGUGAGCGAUAGGAUCCCUCCUCUUAUAUCCACUCAGCUCACUCACCUCCUUGCUCACUGCCCCUUCUCCAUCAAGGUGGAGCAGAUGUGGUCUGGAUGCAUGAACUCUAGCCUCCUCGAUCACUUUACCUUAGUCAUCCCUUUUUGCCUUGAAUACGUCAGAUGGGAUAUAAUAUAUAAUGCGAUUUAUCCGCUGGCCAAGCCCGAUGUGAUUUUCGGACCUGAAGAUGAGCAUUUUUGGCCAUAUCGUGGUACCAUUGAUUCCAAAAAUGCUCUCACUGAUUGGAAUAGUAAAGACCCCACUCGACUUUUGACUCUCGUUCUGGAGCUUAGGGAUUUAUAUAGGGAUUACCAAAAGAAACGCGUUGCAGAGGUCGAUGAUGAAAGAUUGAAGUUUGAAAUCAACACAAUGUUAUCAAGAGAGGGAAUUGAAAUGUUGAUGAGUUCUGGUCUUGACAAGCCUGAAGAGGUUAAAUUUGCUGUACCUUUAUUGGACAUGGAUUUAAAUAAAAUGGUUUUGGGAUCCACCUGGCGACAUCAGCAGAAGAUAUACUUGCAGGUUAUCUAUCCUGUAGGUAGAAAAUAUUCAACCACACCAUCAGCACCGAGACUGAAGUUAGUUUCUUCUCCAGAGCUGAAAUCUUGGUUUUCUGUUGAAGAGUCGAGGCUGCCUGCAUGGUUGGAUGGGAUGUGCAUGGCUGAAUAUCUGCCCACUUUAGAAGAGAUGCUUGAAAAUCAGAUUAGAGAGGCCGUAGCUUUAGUUGAAGUUAGAAGAAAGUUUAUUACUGCAUUAGCUCCUCAUUUUGGACGGCCCAUUGAAGCUGACCCAGUGUUUUGCAGGAAGGUGUCAUUUCUAGCUUCCUCUGGGACAUUUGCUUUUCUGGUUCACAUUUCCAUCCCACUUCAGUUCCCAAAGCAACAACCAGUUUUGGUGCUUCAAAGCUCUCAGCAUUUUAACUCUCAUAAUGUGCCCAUAAAAUCACCUAUCAUGAACGAUUACCCAUGGAGUCCGAGGUGGGAAACGCCUGAAAUGGCUGAGCGGAUAUUUGACUUUCUGGUGGAAGAAUCUCUGAACUUCAAGAGGUAUUGCAAUGAAACCAUGCUUCAACAGCGUUAGUGCCAUUUCUUCAAGCACUCUUGACUAGGAUUCUGUAAAAUCUGUCUUAGCCUUUUUUCCGCUUUGGUUUAUGCUUUCCUGGGGUGGUACAUUUCAUUUUGUCAUCUCUCAAUGUAGUUAUUGAUCGUUGCAGCUCCAUGAUUUGUAUAUAAAGCGGGAGAGAGCGAGGGAGGAGAGAAAUGGGGUUAGUGCGGAUUGAAUUGAUGCAUUUGGUAUAGUAUUUAUAGAAUUCGUCUCUCCUCAUUUGUAUCAA
Messenger RNA from Coffea eugenioides, 1510 nucleotides. Its product is annotated as BRISC and BRCA1-A complex member 2. The transcript is spliced from 13 exons. NCBI's taxonomy places the organism in Eukaryota, Viridiplantae, Streptophyta, Magnoliopsida, Gentianales, Rubiaceae. Bases 139 to 1257 code for a protein of 372 amino acids. Gene Ontology annotation, cellular component: BRCA1-A complex; BRISC complex. The record is from RefSeq and is a predicted model, not a curated record. Gene Ontology annotation, biological process: double-strand break repair.